AUGCACACGACCCCGUGAGUGCGAUUCGAGAAGAGCCGGAAGAUGAGGCUCUGGAUGUUGCUGGUCGUGCUCUCGGUGACGGUGCACGCGUCGCUGGAGGAAAUCACCAGGAACAAGAAUCGCGGCAGGGGAUCCACGUGGUGGGGUAUUGCAAAAGCAGGCGAACCCAACAAUUUUUUACCGAUGUCAGCAGGUUCCAUACACAUGGAACCGGUCUACACCACCCUAAGAAGAAAACAGAGGAGGCUCGCUAGAGAAAAUCCAGGAGUACUGAUGGCAGUGUCAAGGGGUGCGAACCAAGCUAUCGCUGAAUGUCAACAUCAGUUUCGCAACCGGCGAUGGAAUUGCUCGACGAAAAAUUUUCUAAGAGGAAAAAAUCUCUUCGGCAAAAUCGUCGACAGAGGAUGUCGAGAGACUGCUUUUAUCUACGCCAUCACGAGUGCGGCAGUAACUCACAGUAUCGCUAGGGCAUGUAGCGAGGGCAGCAUUCAGUCGUGUUCCUGCGAUUACACUCACCAGUCACGCGUAUCAUCUGCUGUUCGAGAUUGGGAAUGGGGUGGUUGCUCGGAUAACAUUGGAUAUGGCUUCAGGUUCUCUCGCGAAUUCGUCGAUACUGGGGAACGUGGCCGAAAUCUCCGCGAGAAGAUGAAUCUACAUAACAAUGAGGCUGGCAGAGCACACGUGACUUCGGAGAUGCGUCAGGAAUGCAAGUGUCACGGUAUGUCCGGCUCGUGCACGGUAAAGACCUGCUGGAUGCGGCUGCCGAAUUUCCGCGUGGUCGGCGAUAACCUGAAGGAUCGUUUCGACGGGGCUUCGCGGGUAAUGGUCAGUAACUCAGACCGCGCACGCGCUACCAACAAUGCCAUCACCAGCAACUCGGCGAGUAAUUCCGUGCACCAGCAUCGUGACGGUCUCGGACGUCGGCAGCGUUACAAUUUCCAACUAAAGCCAUACAAUCCGGAGCAUAAGCCGCCUGGGCAGAAGGAUCUGGUCUAUGUAGAGCCAUCGCCGCCAUUCUGCGAGAAGAAUCCCAAGCUCGGUAUCCUGGGCACUCACGGGCGACAGUGCAACGACACGAGCAUCGGCGUUGACGGCUGCGACCUCAUGUGCUGCGGCAGGGGUCACAAGACUCAGGAGGUGACGGUAAUCGAAAGGUGCUCCUGCACUUUCCACUGGUGCUGCGAAGUCAAGUGCCAGCUGUGCAGGACGAAAAAGACGAUACACACAUGUCUGUGA
Messenger RNA from Cyphomyrmex costatus, 1236 nucleotides. It is a transcript of the gene wg, whose product is annotated as Wnt family member 1 wingless. Gene Ontology annotation, molecular function: cytokine activity; frizzled binding. Gene Ontology annotation, cellular component: extracellular region. NCBI's taxonomy places the organism in Eukaryota, Metazoa, Arthropoda, Insecta, Hymenoptera, Formicidae. Gene Ontology annotation, biological process: multicellular organism development; canonical Wnt signaling pathway; cell fate commitment. The record is from RefSeq and is a predicted model, not a curated record. The transcript has 5 exons.